Messenger RNA from Recurvomyces mirabilis, 1770 nucleotides. RefSeq names its product Glucosyltransferase-like protein (gene ALG6). Gene Ontology annotation, cellular component: endoplasmic reticulum membrane. The transcript has a single exon. Bases 1 to 1770 code for a protein of 589 amino acids. Lineage: Eukaryota; Fungi; Ascomycota; Dothideomycetes; Mycosphaerellales; Teratosphaeriaceae. Gene Ontology annotation, molecular function: dolichyl pyrophosphate Man9GlcNAc2 alpha-1,3-glucosyltransferase activity. Gene Ontology annotation, biological process: protein N-linked glycosylation. The record is from RefSeq and is a predicted model, not a curated record.
AUGGCUCCCUCCACACCCUCCAGCCAUCGCCCUCGGAAGAAGAGAAUUGGCGAGCCCAUCACUUCAAAUGGCACCGUGACGACCGAUCCGUCGACCAAACAGGACAAACCCGCCUUCCCGCUCGCCGCCUUCUUCUGGCCAGCCAAAGGCACAGGUCUGUCCCAAUGGAUCCUUCUCCCCAUUAUUCUCAUGAUCGUAUUUCUGUUCAGAUGGACGACCGCGAUGUGGCCUUACUCGGGCAUGCAAAAGCCACCUAUGCAUGGUGAUUUUGAAGCGCAAAGGCAUUGGAUGGAACUCACUAUCCACUUGCCUGUCUCACAUUGGUACUUCCAUAAUCUGGACUGGUGGGGUCUGGACUAUCCGCCGUUGACGGCUUAUCAUUCAUGGGUGCUCGGACAGAUUGGGUGGUUGGUUGAGCCGAACUGGUUUGAGCUUUAUCUGAGUCGUGGGCUGGACGAUGCUGGGUUGAAGGUAUUCAUGCGGGCUACUGUCGUGGUUUCCGAGUACCUCGUCUACGUGCCCGCCGCGGUUUUCUGCGUCCGCCAACUGGCCAAGCUACACAACAUCAACAACUGGGAGUCUUCAAUCGCGCUCACAGCCCUGCUAAUGCAACCUGCCACCCUGAUCGUCGAUCACGGUCACUUCCAGUACAAUACGGUCAUGCUCGGUCUCACACUUGCAACAAUCGCAAGCAUGCUUGCCGGACGACCAUUAUGGAGCUGUGUGUUCUUCGUGGGUGCUCUGGGAUUCAAGCAAAUGGCACUUUUCUAUGCACCAGCAGUCGCGGCAUAUCUGGCUGGCGUUUGCCUAUUCCCAAGAAUACAGCCUCUUCGAUUCUUCGGGCUCGCCAUCGUCACCUUGGCUUCGUUCGCAGUUCUGGUCUUGCCACUAAUACUAGGCACAGCAUACGACGCAUACCGUAAUGUGCCUCUACCAUCAGAUGCUGCUUUGCCACCACUACUGACGAUGAUACCAUUUGACCUGUCAGAGAAAGCCUGGUACUAUCCAUACGUUGUUCAACUCGCGCAGGCUGUCCACCGCAUCUUUCCAUUCUCGCGCGGUCUUUUCGAGGAUAAAGUGGCGAAUAUAUGGUGCGCUGUCCACUGCUCUGGUAUACACAAGCUACACCAAUACGACUCCGCCUUGCUUUCGCGUGCGGCACUGGCCUUGACACUGACAUCUAUCGUGCCGCCAUGCGCACUCCUGCUCUUCUUUCCGAAGAGAGAAGUGAUCCUUCCCACCUUUGCAGCCACGGCAUGGGGUUUCUUCUUGUGCUCUUAUCAGGUUCAUGAGAAAAACGUGCUUUUACCACUCCUACCAAUGACGCUUCUGUUAGCUAGAGAGGGGGGCAUGAAGCCUGCUAUACGAGCCUGGGUCGGCUAUGCCAAUAUUCUCGCAUGCUGGACUAUGUUUCCGCUGUUGAAGAGGGACGAACUGCGCAUACCGUACUUCGUGCUAACCGGCCUCUGGGCAUAUCUUCUUGGACUACCGCCGCUCAACAUCAGCGCUUACAUGAUCUCUGGCGGAGAUGGCGGAUUGCAUAUUCCAAGCAAAGCCAUCCACAUUGGCACAUAUAUUGCAAUGGUGGCGUGGCACUUUGGUGAGGCCUUCGUACCGCCACCGGAGAACAAGCCGGAUAUAUGGGUAGUGGCAAAUGUCUGCGUCGGCGCGGCAGGAUUCGGCUUGUGCUAUUUGUGGUGUUUAUGGCAGGCAGUGCAAGUGAGUGGUCUGCUGGGACGAAAGACUGAAGUGGUGAAGAAGAUGCAGUAA